CCUGGCUGCAGAACUGUUAUAAAUCAACCCUGAUGAGCUUGGGUUCCUCAAAGGCUCUGCCCGAAACCAAGCGAGCAACAGUCCGCCACCGCGACACUGUGCUUGGAGAAACAGCGACUGACUCCGCAGCGGCAACAACAUGUCGAUGGGCCUGGAGAUCGGGGGCAUCUCCCUCUCUUUCUUGGGCUGGGUGGGCUCCAUCUUGUGCUGCGGGCUGCCCAUGUGGAGAGUCACCGCCUUCCUCGGCUACAACAUCGUCACCUCUCAGUUCACCUGGGAGGGCCUGUGGAUGAGCUGCGUGGUCCAGAGCACCGGCCAGAUGCAAUGCAAGGUCUAUGACUCCAUGCUGGCUUUGGGGGCAGACAUCCAAGCCGCCCGAGCCCUGAUAGUCAUCGCCAUUGUCCUUGGGGCAUUCGGGGUGCUCCUCUUCCUUACCGGGGCUCAGUGCACCCGCUGCAUCGAGGAAGAGUCUGUAAAGGCCAAAGUCACCAUUGUCUCCGGGGCGAUCUUCCUGCUGGCCGGCGUCGUGACCCUCAUCCCGGUCUGCUGGUCGGCCAACACAAUCAUCCGCGAAUUCUACAACGUUUUGGUUCCCGAACCCCAGAAGCGAGAGCUGGGAGCGGCUCUCUACAUCGGCUGGGCAGCCGCCGCCUUGUUUCUCUUUGGGGGCGCCUUGCUCUGCUGCUCCUGCCCCCCCAAGGAGGACAAGUACAGACCCACCAAUGUGGCUUACACUGCAGCACCCAGGUCAAUAGCAACCAGCUACGACAAGAAGAACUACGUGUGAAGUGGGAGGGCAGCCCUGUUGGAGGGUGAAGUUUGAGGUGCCCACCGGGACCCUCCUGACCCUCACCUUUGCUUCCUCCAGGAAAGAGCAGCCGCUGAGAGGGAGAAUAGAUGUUCAGAGACUUUGCUCAGCUUGACCUUUAGGGACUGGACUUGCGCCUGAGGACCUGAAAGUCAUCCUCAGGAGAGGAAUGGACUUGGCUACCUCCGUCGUCCUCUCCUUUUUUGUGUGGAUGUUGUUUGCCUUUGAGCUGAACACUCCUUGCUUCCCUUAUUGGACUUCGACCCAACACCUGGCAGACUGAACCCCCAAACCCCAUGGCUCAAACUUUGCCUCUCGCUCCCGUCAUGGGGCCAGGACAUAACCACCGACGGUUUGUAUAGGCCUGGGAGAUUCCUAGCAGAUGGCCUGCCUCAUGCCGUUCCAGCCUUGUGUUAGGCCUCCAUUUUCUCUACCAUGGAUUGUUUUGUGUGGGUUUGGGUUUUUUUGUUUUCCAUAGAGGGGUAACUUGAGAAACCAAUCAAGGGGUGGGGGAGGGCUGUGAUAAUUUUCUGGCGCAGAAAGAGACCCCCCCCCCGAGUCUGUUCCUGAGCCGAUUUGUGUUGGGAAAAGAUCCAAUGAAGGUCGGUAGUUGUUAAGAAAACAGGCUUUGGGAAGAUAAAAUAGACCACUUUGGGGAAGACACAGAAGGAGGCUGAACCAGUCUCAAAAACAGCCAGUCUUUUUCCGUCAGCAAAAUGGCAGAAGGUUAGUGGCUGCAGACCUCCUCCUCUCUCUUUACUCUUCAGGGACUAGUUUCGAAAGAGUCCACGCUGCCAUAUCUUGCCCCGAGGCAAUGAAGAGAAAUCCAAGAGAAAACAAACAGUCCUGCUGAAGAAAAGCAGUUGCUAUGAGGCAAAAAACCAAAACAAAACAAAAAGAGAGAGGCUGCGUCUGAGCACCUGAGGCAUAUUCUUGAGGCGGGGAAGCUCGCUGUAGGUUGCCGAGCUGAGGGGUAAAGAUGGCCGACAGCCUUUGCCUCGUCACGCCCUCCUGCCCUUCAGAGCGAGUUCCCUUCUGCCGCAAGGGAACAAGUGGCCCAGCAAGUCCGGCUCCUUGAGAAUGCCCAGCGGUGGUCAGCAUCUGCCACCAAUGGCAGCUUAAGCCAAGUAAAAUUCACCUUGACUUGCGGUGGAUCCCUGUCACCUUUUCCCCCUCAACCCUCCUCUGGAAAGGAGACACAAUGUUGGUGGUGGUGAACUUUGUUACACAUGCAAGAACGCAAUUUUGCUUCCCUCUUUUGCUUUGUGAUAUGCUAAGUUAUGUGGUAUUUUCUGUCUCUCUUUUGUCCCCCAUCCCACUUUCUUCGCGCCAAUAAAACUCUGGUGUACUUGACAAUCCAGGACUGGCAAAUUCCAUUCUUCCUGGAACGGCAAGCUGGGCUGGCCACACUUCCAGAGCUCCCCUGUUGUUCUUUUGCUCCAACUUUGUUUUACUAUUAUUAUUGCUGUUGCUGCUGUUGUCAUUGUCUUUAUUAAUUGGGUUUCUUAGUUGCCCUCCACUGUGAGAUCCCAUGGUGAAAAAAUAC
Molecule: messenger RNA, 2354 nt
Organism: Podarcis raffonei (Aeolian wall lizard)
Lineage: Eukaryota; Metazoa; Chordata; Lepidosauria; Squamata; Lacertidae
Product: claudin-3-like
Exons: 1
Coding region: 140-787 (215 amino acids)
Biological process (GO): bicellular tight junction assembly; cell adhesion
Cellular component (GO): bicellular tight junction; plasma membrane
Molecular function (GO): structural molecule activity
Source: RefSeq, a predicted model, not a curated record